AUGGUGGAGGACUUCACAUGCCCUACCAUUCCACCGGUGCCGUGCGGCGCCAAGAAGCUCCCUUCCCCUCACUUCACUUCGCCGCCGCCAUGGUUCGUCGUCCCGGCCGACGCGGGAGCGCACGACCAUCACCGGCGGUGCUUCUCGGCCGCCGAGCAAGCCGGGAACCCCAACAACGACGUCUACCCGGGGCCGGGGGGCCGCUCCGAGAGGUUCGCCGUCAUGGAAGAGCACAAGAUGGACAUGCUGUGGGAGGACUUCAACGAGGAGCUGGCCCGGGCGCCGCAGCCGUGCCCACUGAGCAUGGAGUGGUCGAGCGAGGCGUGGCACGCUGGUGAAGGCGACGGAAUACCAUCCCAGCAUGUGGAUGUGGUCGUCGCCUCCGGUACCGGGAGCAGCGUGGUCUGGCGAAGGAGGCUGAGCUUGAUGAUGAUGCUCAAGCUGCUCAAGAAGCUCUUCUUGGCACGCAAGUCCAGCACCACCUCAAGGAAGACGCCACCAAACUGA
Molecule: messenger RNA, 507 nt
Organism: Triticum turgidum subsp. durum (durum wheat)
Lineage: Eukaryota; Viridiplantae; Streptophyta; Magnoliopsida; Poales; Poaceae
Source: the annotation of a GenBank genome assembly